Tribolium madens (black flour beetle) is the source of this 3774-nucleotide messenger RNA. RefSeq lists its product as uncharacterized. Bases 2972 to 3598 code for a protein of 208 amino acids. The record is from RefSeq and is a predicted model, not a curated record. Lineage: Eukaryota; Metazoa; Arthropoda; Insecta; Coleoptera; Tenebrionidae. The transcript has 11 exons.
UUUGCAAAAAAUUUAGUUCUGUGUCGGGUUUCUUAGACCUCCCUGGAAUAAAAUGUCGAAGACUUGCCGUCAGAAAUUCGUCAAAAUUGUUGUUUAUUUUAUGAUUUUCAGUAAUAUAGUGGGAGGAUUGUGCAGUAUAGUUACGAGGGGAAUUGCUCCAUUAAAUGGUUUAUUUUUAAUGCUGGGUUUAUUGGCGAUUGCUGGUGGACUUGUAUUGUUUGCGGGAGUUGUUAAGGGCAACGAUCGAUUUAUUCUCGUCUAUCUUAUAUUAGCAAUUAUGGUAAUUGCAUUCACAACGGUCCUUAUUUCGGUUUUAAUUAUACCAAAAGUGAAAGAAGUGAAAGGACACGUUUUUGUUAUUGUCUACUUUCUUCUAAUAAUUUGGUGGCCCAUCCUGUAUUGCGUCUAUUUAUUUUACAAAGAUCUUCUCAGUACUAAAACAACAACGUUUGAACUUCCUGUUGUUGAAAUUCAGACAAGUGGUGAGAAAUCUGACGGUGUUGUGAAUGAAGAAACGUCAGAAGGCACAUCAGUGUGAUUGAAGUGAUUUGUUAUUUUUACUUUUAUAAGCUUCUAUAACGUGUUUUGUUUACAUUCAAGACUGAAUUAUAAACUAUCUCACUAAUAUUUAUUUUCACAACCAGUAAAUCGUUGUCCAGGUAAAAAAUAACAUUUUACCAACAAAGUUUUUACAAAAAAUUAGUUUAUUAGAAAUUACGCUAGUAGAUGUGUAAAAAUAGAAAAGAUCCUUAUUCUUCGAUACGAAAAAGAAAGAGAAUCCGACUUGGCAAAAUUUCAAACCCCGUUACCACUGUUUAAAAUCAACAACAGUCAAAAAUGUGCAAAUAUUUGAGGUGUAAUUGCAGUAAAAUUUGUGUUAAUUACGGUGGAAUAAUCGAUAUUGUGACAGGAAUCAUAAUUUUCUGUUUGAAGGACUUUAUUAUUCCAUCGUUUUAUUCGGAAAUUCACAAUUAUAUUUUAAUCGGAGUUGCUUGUUUUUUAAUAUUGAAGGGAACUUUUCUAUUGCUGGUUUUAAGUUUGGGAAAACGGUUGCAAAACCUAGUUUUAUGUUAUUUGGUUGUUACCACAAUAUUUCUUUUAUUGGCAAAAAUUUAUAUAAUUUAUUGUGCUAUUCAAAAGUUCCACGAAGUUGACGACAACUACUCACAAUCACUUAAAAUACACCACAAUUACAUACUUAUCGUGACUUUUGCUCUUGUUUGUCCCACAAUAUUGAUGCUAAUGUGGCACAUCCAACUCUAUUUGUACCUGUUUUAUCGAUCAUUAUCUCGAAGGUAGUCGAAUUUUGGCGCGAUGUUUCUUAGAAAUUUGGCACAAAUUUUCUUUAGCGUCACACACUAUCACGACAGAUGUUAAAUAUUUAAAAAUAAAUUAGUGUGGCGCUGCUUACUUCGUAGUAGAACACAAUGAAUUGUUGUCACUCCAAAGUAUGGGCUUUCAUAGCUGCUGCUGUUAAUCUUCUAGUGGGAGGCUUCACUUUAGGUGGUUUUAUUUAUAAAGUAGUUGUUAUAAAAAAUGGACGAAUUGGGUUUAUCGUCAUCAUGUUUUUAAUGAGCAUUUUGCUAAUUUAUAAUGGAAUUCUGCUAAUUGUUGGGAUUGUUAUGGUGAAUAAAUAUUACGUUUUGUUAUAUAUAGUGCUAAACUGUAUGAAUUGGUUAGUACUGACUUUUGUGAUAAUUAAAGAAAUUUCUUACAACAUAGCAUUCGCCGGAUUUUUAAUACUUGUGAUUAUUAUGACGUGUUUAGAUUUCGUUGUUUACAAAUUUUAUAAGCAAAUGUGCAAAUUAGAAAUUAGUCGUAGAGACGCAGAAGCAGGCAGUAGUAUGUGUAGCAAAAACUUAUUUACAAAAUAAUUUAGAAAACUCAAUUUUUGAUAUUUUGUUUGUAGAAAAUUAUAAACUAGACACUUGUUUUUUGUGUUUUAUUAACCAACGAAUUUUAAAUAGACUCAAGUAGUUUAAAAAUAGCUUUCAGUGUAAUCGAUUCCUCAGACAAUUUUUUUUUUAUUUUUAGACACAGACUGCAGUUUAUUGAACCUUAAUAUUUGAUUUUUUUAAACUUGUAAAUGAAUUUUUUUAUGCGGCGAAAACAGUGAGCGACCUCUUCAGCAAACAACAUGAACUGUUCCUUUUUCAGCAUAUUUUUACCCUAAAAUUAGGAACAAGAUUGUAAUGAUUAACAUUGAAGCCACAGUUUCGCGUUUAAGGGUGUGUGCUUUUAUUUUGGUAUUCAUAACACCGAUUGCAGGAGCGUUAUUGCUCAUGGUGUCACUUAUCCAAAUUUUAUUACAUUUGAAAAGUGGAUUAUUUUUCUUCGAUAUUUACCAACUCACAGUUCCUCUUACUAUUGGUGUAAUUCUCAUAAUUAGUGGAUUGUUAUUACUUCUUGGUCUUAUUCAGGUAUUUUUUUAUGAUUAUUUUUUAAAACAUAUUUUUUUUUAUUUCAGGAAAAAGCAACCUGGAUUUUUAUUUAUCUGACUGCAAGUAGUCCAAGUUUGGUUUAUUUAAUGUGUGAAGCCGUUUCGAUGCAAUUUUUAGAUAUUCAUUUUAAAAUUCCGAUGGUCAUUGUGGUGGGUUUUUUACUGUGUGACCAAUUUUGUGUAAUUAUAUUUUUUGUGAUUAUGAUUAGGAGAAAACGAACUGAAAGCGUGGAACAACUAGUGGUAUAUUACAAAUAUGGAUAUUUAAAUAGCACGUUUUCUAGUAGUUUUUCGUUAAGUGAUAUUAGUGUUUAAAAAUAAAUAGUUUUUGGAAUAUUUGGGGUUUGUCAGUUUUGGUGGAUGCGCCGGGUAAAAUUUUUAACUCGAUUUUUUUAUUCCGAAAAUCGAUAAACAACAGUUGCCAGAAAGAGAUGACUGAAAUUAUUGGACAAAGCUUCCAAAGCGCCAAGAAGUCUGGCGUCUCAUCCCACCCAAUGAGAUCUCUCAGUUUGACUCUUCCCCUGUACCAAAAUGCCGAAACAUUUUUGUGUUUGUAUUAGUUUGAAAACUGGGGCUAUAAUUAUGUCUUUUUUGAACCUCUUAGAAGGGGCUGUGUUAGCCGUGUCGGCAAUAAUCGAACUUUCAGACCUGGAAGCCAAAGAAAAAUUGGAUUCCAUGAGUGGGAAAGUAAACAUUCUUGAAAAAAUUUGCAACAAAACUGACUUUUGUAAUUCCACGACUUUACAUCAUAAAUAUGGAAAUGAAGUGUCAGGACUUGAGGGGCAUGUAACUUUAUUUUCAGUGUGUUUUGCAGUCGGGUUACUGUCGAUGUUUAAUGGAAUUUUGCUUUUAGUCGGGAUUAUCAAGGCAAAGGAGAAAUACGUUUUGUUGUAUUUAUUACUAGGUUCUGUAACUUUGUUUAUCAUAAUUAUUUAUACUGGAAUUUAUAUGUUUCGCAAUGGAGUGCUUUUUCUCUUGUUUUGUUUUUCAGUUUUUAUGUGUUAUGGACAAGUAUUUAUGUACUAUUUCUACGAAGAAGUCGCCGAAUAUAAUACAGUUAAAUCAGGAGUUAUUGAAAUAUCGUAUAAUGCUGAUCCUAAAAGUUACGACAAUUCUGCUGUUCUUGCAGAUGGCAUAAUUGAUAAUACGGCUGUUUAAUCAGGUUAUUUUUACCCUAAAUCACUUUUUUGUUGUUGCAAUACAAAGGUUAUGUGAUCAAAAUGGUUAAAUACUAAAUUUGACACUUUAUUUUUGCUUUCAAAUCCGUAGGGUAGAUAAAAUGUUUCAGCAAAUUUAGAGAAAUGUAUCAAUAAUUGUUUGAUUAAAACAUAAAA